Molecule: messenger RNA, 4224 nt
Organism: Raphanus sativus (radish)
Lineage: Eukaryota; Viridiplantae; Streptophyta; Magnoliopsida; Brassicales; Brassicaceae
Product: disease resistance protein TAO1-like
Exons: 4
Coding region: 240-4127 (1295 amino acids)
Biological process (GO): signal transduction; defense response
Molecular function (GO): ADP binding
Source: RefSeq, a predicted model, not a curated record
UUAUGUUCUUCCUUGCAUUUUCCCUUCUUUGAAUAGGAUGUCCAACCCCCAACCAUUCAACUUUAGGCACAGUUAUUUUGACCGGUGAAAUUAUUUCCACCAAGUCUAUCUCAGUCCCCCACAAUGGAGUCAACGUCUAAUGUCCCAUUGUUCAAUUAAGCAAAAAGCCUCUUUGUUUCGCUCUUUGCUCCACAAAUCUAUGUACCAAGCUCACUGAUCCUUUCUCCAUUACCACACAAAUGGAUCUCUCUCUUUUCCUUACCAUCGUUGCUGCUGCAAUAGGCUUCUUCUUGAUUUUUCGAAAACUCAGAUCCCAUCAAGAAAACAAAGAAUUCUCGUCUCCAUCAUCACCACCAUCUUCUUUGUCUUCGUCUACAUCAUCAACUCCAUCUACUUUAUCUAUUUCAUCAGCUUCUCCAUCUUCUUCCUCUCACGUCUGGUUACACGAUGUCUUUCCGAGCUUCCGCGGGGAAGAUGUCCGCGAUAACUUUCUUAGUCACAUUAAAAAGGAGUUUGAAAGAAAGACAAUCACAUUUUUCAACGAUAACGGGAUCAAGAGAGGAGAAUCCAUCGGUCCCGAACUAAUACAGGGGAUUAGAGGAUCUAAGAUCGCGAUCGUCUUGCUCUCCACCAACUACGCUUCUUCAAAGUGGUGUCUUGAGGAGUUGGUGGAGAUUAUGAAGUGCAGGGAGGAGCUGGGUCAAACUGUGAUUGCUAUUUUCUAUAAAGUUGAUCCAUCUCAUGUAAAGAAGCUGACCGGUGAUUUUGGGAAGGUUUUCAGAAAUACUUGUAAGGGUCAAGCUAAGGAGGACAUUUGGAGAUGGAAACAAGCUUUGGAGAAAGUCGCCACAAUAGCUGGUUACCAUUCAUGCAACUGGGAUAAUGAAGCAUCAAUGGUCGAAGAAAUCGCCAAAGACAUUUCAAAUAAGCUGAUUAGUAUUGUGCCAUCAAGUGAUUUCGAAGGUUUUGUUGGGAUGGAAGCUCAUAUGAAAAAGAUGGAGCCGUUCUUACUCUUAGGCUCCAAGGAAGUGAGGAUAAUAGGGAUUUGGGGUCCAUCUGGAAUUGGUAAGAGCACCAUCGCUAGGGUUCUAUAUAGCAAAUACUCUCAUCACUUCCAACUUAGUGUCUUCAUGGAGAAUAUUAAAAGACGUUGUCUGAGACCUUAUUACGAUGAGUACAGUGCGAAACUGCAAUUACAGGAAGAGUUUCUGUCCCAAAUAAUCAACCAAGAAGAUAUCAAGAUUCAUCAUUUAGGAGUUGUGCAAGACAGGUUAAAAGACAAGAGAGUGCUUGCCGUUCUUGAUGACGUGGACCAUUCGUUGCAAAUAGAUGCCAUGGCUAAAGAAGCUCGGUGGUUUGGUCCUGGAAGUCGAAUAAUCAUUACAACACAAGAUAAAAAGCUUCUAAAUGCACAUGGGAUUAACCAUAUUUACAAGGUGGAGUUUCCACCAGACGAUGAGGCUCUUGAAAUUUUCUGUAUGUAUACUUUUGGUCAAAAAUCCCCAUACGAUGACUUCAAGAAACUUGCUUGGGAAGUUACAAAACUUGCUGGUAACCUCCCUCUGGGACUAAAGGUCAUGGGAUCUUAUUUCAAGGGAAUGCCCAAGGAGGAGUGGGAAGAGGAACUACCAAGGUUAAGAACUAGUCUUGAUGGAGAAAUAGAAAGUAUUUUAAAAUUCAGUUAUGAUGCCUUAUGCGUUGAUAAUCAAGAUUUAUUUCUUCAUUUAGCUUGCUUUUUCAACGGUCAACUAGUUAAGAGAGUGGAAGAUUGCCUGGCAAAGAAUUUCGUGGGUGUGAAAAGUCAUCUCCGUGUUUUAGUUGAGAAAUGUUUCAUAUCCAUUGACACGGGGUUUAUAAGGAUCCAUGGUUUGCUAGCACGUUUGGGUAGAGAAAUUGUUCGUAAACAAUCCAUUCACGACCCUGGGAAGCGUCAGUUUUUGGUUGAUGCUGGAGAUAUAUGCCAAGUACUACGUAAUGAUACACUAGGUAGUCCAAGUGUUAUAGGCAUAAAUUUGAGCCUAUUAAAGUUGGAGGAGGUAAAGAUAAAUAACGGAGCCUUUGAAAGGAUGUCCAACGUCCAGUUCUUAAGGCUCGAGUCUGGACUGUCAAGUCAACCAUGUCAUCACAGCAUAGAUAUGAUGAUACGUCUGCCUUCAAAUCUUAGAGUCUUGCAUUGGGAUUCUUUUCCGAUGACAUGUAUGCCUUCUAAUUUUAAUCCAGAGUUCCUGGUGGAAAUAGUUUUGCGUCAUAGCAGCUUCCUUGAGAAAUUGUGGGAAGGAAAUAAAACGAUUAUAAAUCUCAAAUGGAUGGAUUUGAGUGAUUCCAGAACUCUAAAGGAGCUUCCUGAUCUCUCAACUGCUACAAAUCUCCAAGAAUUGAAUCUUUAUGGUUGCUCAAGUCUAGCGGAGCUCCCCUUUUCUAUUGAAAAUGCUAUCAAUCUUCGAACAUUGCGUCUUAAUUAUUGCUCAAGUUUAGUGGGGAUCCCUUCUUCUGUCUGGAAUCUCGUUAAUCUCCAAAGUUUGUAUCUCGGAUAUUGCUCUAGUCUAGUGAGACUUCCAUCUUCAUCUGGGAAUGCUAUAAUUAAACUCAAAGUAUUGGAUCUUCAUGGAUGUACAAGUCUCAUGGAACUCCCCUCUUCUAUGGAACAUGCCACUGAUCUCGAGGAACUGAAUCUCAACGGAUGCUUACAUCUUGCUAAGCUCCCAUCAUCUCUUGGUAAUCUCAAGAGAUUGUAUCUCGAAGAUUGCUCAAGUUUAGUGGAGCUUCCAUCUUCUGUUAUAAAUUCAUUUAAUCUCAAGGGUUUUACUUUUAGUGGAUGCUCAAAUCUUGUGGAGCUCCCUUUCUAUCUUGGUAAUGCUACUUAUGUCAACGAAAUUGAUUUGAGUGGAUGCUCAAGUCUACGGGAGCUCCCCUCUUCUAUUGGAAAUAUUACUGAUCUCUAUAUGUUGCAUCUCAGUGAAUGCUCACAUCUACUGGAGCUCCCCUCUUCUAUUGGAAAUAUGACUAAUCUCAAGAAGUUGCGUCUCAAUGGAUGCUCAAGUCUUGUGAAACUCCACUCUUCUAUUGGAAAUAUGACUAAUCUCAAGAAGUUGUGUCUCAAUGGAUGCUCAAGUCUUGUGGAACUCCCAUCUUCUAUUGGGGAUAUGGAUAAUCUCAGGAAGUUGUCUCUCAAUGGAUGCUCAAAGCUAAAGGGCCUUCCCAUCAACAUCAACAUCAACAUGAAAUCUCUUGAUAUACUUGAUCUCACUAACUGCUUGUCAUUGAAAAGCUUUCCAGAGAUUUCCACAAACAUCAGAGUUCUAAAGCUCACUGGAACUUCAAUAGAAGAAAUUCCUCCAUCAAUCAUGUCAUGGCCUCGCCUCCGUGAGUUACAUAUGUCAUACUUUGAAAACCUCAAGAAAUCCCGGCAUGCUUUUGACCGCAUCACGGAUCUGCACUUGUGCGAUACAAGAAUACAAGAAAUUGCUCCGUGGGUCAGGGAAAUGUCUUGUCUACGUGAACUUGUAAUCAAGGGAUGCACGAAGCUGGUUUCUCUUCCGCAGCUUCCUGACUCCUUAAAAUUCCUAAUUGCAGACAACUGUGAGUCCCUCGAGACAGUCCAUCGCUCUUUUUACAAGACAAAGUGUAAUGCGCUCAGCUUUAUCAACUGUUUUAAACUGAAUCAAGAAGCAAGAGACCUUAUCAUCAACGCAUCGACAAGAGACUUUGCAAUUUUUCCCGGAGAAACAGUGCCCCCAUAUUUCACUUACCGAGCUACCGGGAGUUCCGUGUCAGUGAAAUGGAAUGAAUUAGUUACACAGUACUUUCCUACAUCCUUGAGAUUUAAAGCUUGCCUCUUGUUGGCUUAUAAGGGUGACGUAGAUGCUGGUGAUUGGUGCUGGCCUGAAAUAUCUUGUUGCAUGAAGGACAAACGGAAAAGUGUUAAAUCUGGUUACGCAGCUUUUGCUUAUUUAUGGCAACGCUCUUCUCCAACUUCAAAGGAGCAUCUGCUCGUAUUCAAAAUUGAAGAAAUCAUAAAUUCCCACGAACUAGUCUUUGAGUUCUCCCACAACAAAAAUUGGGAGAUUUUAGAAUGCGGGCUACGUCCUGUGAAAACCUUGGCUCCCUCAUGUCAAUGGAAGCUGUGAAAAACAAAACACAUUUUCACUAAUAACUUUUUUUUUAAACCGUACUUUGAUGUGCAUCUUUUUAUAAUAUCAGCAAAUAUAUAUCCCCUUCUCAGUU